This is a messenger RNA of Necator americanus (New World hookworm), 870 nucleotides long. RefSeq lists its product as uncharacterized. The transcript has 8 exons. NCBI's taxonomy places the organism in Eukaryota, Metazoa, Nematoda, Chromadorea, Rhabditida, Ancylostomatidae. Gene Ontology annotation, cellular component: endoplasmic reticulum; dehydrodolichyl diphosphate synthase complex. The coding region runs from base 1 to 870 and encodes 289 amino acids. The record is from RefSeq and is a predicted model, not a curated record. Gene Ontology annotation, molecular function: ditrans,polycis-polyprenyl diphosphate synthase [(2E,6E)-farnesyl diphosphate specific] activity. Gene Ontology annotation, biological process: polyprenol biosynthetic process.
AUGGUGCAGCGGGACAGUAGUAUUGAGCAAAAACCAAGUGAUGAAAUGGCAGGAGACAGCGAUGCGAACGACGAAGCAUCUGUAUGGUGGAACACAGCCAAAAAUGAUAACGCUUGGUGGCACUCAUUCGCUAGGGCCAUAGUAACUUCUGGACCUAUUUUGGAGUGGUGCCAGGAUUUGGGCGUACUCGAAGUCACCGUCUAUGCUUUUAGCAUAGAGAAUUUCAAGCGUACCUCUGAAGAAGUCGACGGUCUGAUGAAGCUAGCUGAGGAGAAGUUUUCCAGGCUUCUUGCUGAGAAAGUAAAGCUUGAAGAGAAGCAGAUUUCGUUCCGAUUUUUUGGGAAUAUCGCUAUGUUAUCGCCGAGACUUCGAAAACUAAUCGCCCAAAUUCAACUUCUCACGAAAGACUACAAUAAGGGAGUUGUCAAUGUUUGUAUGCCGUACACUUCAAGAGACGAGAUUGCUCGAGGAUUUGAGUUGAUUCGAAAGGGCAGAGAGAAAGGUCUUCUUGAAGAAACCCAAAUCUCAGAAUGGCUUGUAUCUCGGUGUUUAGAUAGCCGAUUAGGUACUUACCCUGACAUGCUUAUUCGAACUAGUGGAGAGAAGCGAUUAAGUGAUUUUCUUCUGUGGCAGUGUUCCUCGAGUCAUAUUUAUUUCGAUGACGUUUUAUGGCCAGAAUUCAACUAUUGGCAUCUGUGCAAAGCAAUUCUUUCCUAUCAGUACCACUGCAGCACCAUACAGGAAAUUCAACGAAGAAUAGAGGCAAAUGAACCUUCCACCGAAGAAAGACUAGCACUGGAACCAUUCCUUGAGUAUGUGGAAGAGUUGCACAAUUCAGCGUUACAUGAUUUUGCAUGUUUAGAAAUAUAG